Messenger RNA from Moneuplotes crassus, 486 nucleotides. The record is from the annotation of a GenBank genome assembly. Lineage: Eukaryota; Ciliophora; Spirotrichea; Euplotida; Euplotidae.
AUGGACUACAUCACUACAAAUUCCGAAGAUAGAUUGUUUGAUCAAAUCAGCCUGGAAGCAACUCCAUUGAAAUCCCAGACGAAGGUUUACUUAACUUUUUGAAAGAUCUCUGUGAGCCAUCGGAGGAAACUACUCUGCUCCCUUCGAUCCAGAUUGAGGCUGGUGAAGCUGAUGCUGGAAUAUUCUCUCAGAGUUAUCAGCCCAACAGCUUGUUUGAUAAAAACCCAACUUCAGCGACUGAAGUGAAGAAAUCAUUGGAGGAUUCAUCUUCCGCAGAAGUUCUAGACAAAUCUAAGAAAAGCCUUGUUAGCUCAGUGAAGAACAAAAGGCCAGACAUCCAAAACAGAAAAGUUUUGAGACUUGUCAAAAAGUUCUUCUGUCAACUGUUCCUAUAUCAUAACGACAGACUUCAAAACAGAAGAUUCACAAAAGUUCCUUUCGAAGAGACUUUGCAGGCUUUGGAACAAUUUGCUUCAGUCUACAUUC